This is a messenger RNA of Oreochromis niloticus (Nile tilapia), 767 nucleotides long. It is a transcript of the gene ventx, whose product is annotated as ventral expressed homeobox. NCBI's taxonomy places the organism in Eukaryota, Metazoa, Chordata, Actinopteri, Cichliformes, Cichlidae. Gene Ontology annotation, biological process: regulation of DNA-templated transcription. The record is from RefSeq and is a predicted model, not a curated record. Gene Ontology annotation, molecular function: DNA binding; DNA-binding transcription factor activity, RNA polymerase II-specific. The transcript has 3 exons. Bases 17 to 607 code for a protein of 196 amino acids.
GCUGCUUCUAUCCACCAUGGCUAACUUUUCUGUUGAGUGCCUUGCCAGGAGUUAUUACGAGGAGAUGACUCCAUGGACAAAGGAUGCCGCGCUUCAUUCGAGAUAUCUCAGUGAAAUGGUGGAAUUUACAAAGGAAUCAAGAAGUCGAUACUCUGCAACAUCGCCAAACAACAGUUGCGACAACUCUUCUGGGUCCGAGAGCGAAGUGGGAGAUGACAGCGAAGGGGAGGCCACCCAGCAGAGGAGACUCAGGACCAAGUUCACAUCCGAACAAGUUAGCAAACUGGAGCAUACUUUCAGCAAGCAGAAAUACCUGGGUGCCACGCAGCGGAGGAAAAUCGCCGAGGAGCUGAACCUUUCUGAAACCCAAGUGAAAACGUGGUUCCAGAACAGGAGGAUGAAACUGAAAAGGGAGGUCCAGGACAGAAGGACGGAGUUUCUGACAGUGCAGACUUCUCUUCUGCCCCCGAUGCUGUUUCAGCACCCCUUCCUCACCGGACAGCUCCCCGCCAGCUGCGGCUUCUACCCGCAACUGCAGCCGCUCCCCGCACCUCUGCACCAUCACGCCUCCCACCCUGUUCUCCUGCCGCCGCCAAACUACUUCUGAGGUCCCCCAAAUUAUCCCCCAAAUUCCUGUCUAGAAUCUAGAUAUUCCUCCCCUCAUUGCUCUCUCUAAAAGAGAGAUUUUAAAAGUUGUGAAUAUAAUUGCUUUUAUUAUGUCUGAAGCACUGCACUGGGUAUGUUUUGAUGUUGUAUGUAUCAUUUAA